GCCGGCAGCCAGCGGGGCCUCUCUAGCCGGCUGGAGGCCUCGACUCACGGCCGAGCGCGCCUCGGCGCGGGGUGGCGCGGGGCCCGCGCGCUGCGGGUUUUACACCGGCCGGGGGACGAGGGCUAAGUUGAAAGAAGAACAAAGAACUCUAUAAAAAGUCUUUAGAAACGUUUCUAAGUGCUUGUCAUUGUGUAUAAGCAGCUAAACAGAAACUGACGCAACAAAAACUCAUUGAAUAACUGAAGCAGAUUUGAGUGUAUCGUCACAUUGUUUAGAAGUUGAAGCACCUUCCUUUGAAUUGAAGGAUUGGGUGCUGAGAAGAAGAAGAUGACCUUUCAAUUUAAUUUCCCAAUAGAAGGCCAGUUUACCACCCUUGGGGACGGAGUUUUGACCCUGGAUGCCUCAAAAGAAUCAUCAGCCGCAGAAAGUGGAAAAGGAACACAGAGGGACAGAAAAUGUCCCACAGCAGCAUUUGUGGUGCCUUCGAAUCAUUUGUUGAAAACUACAUCACUGGGAAAUUCAGACCCCUCCCAAGACUCUGAUAGCACACUCAGUGCAACAAAGGGACCAGGGGAUUUGGAGCCAGGUGAAAAUCAGCCCUGCUUGAGAGUUGCCAAAGAGCAUGCGAUGCCUGAAGACGUAAAGAAGGUGUUAGAAAAUAAGGUCAGAGAAAUGUUACCAGGUCUCCAGCAGGUUAGACUGUCAGUGGUGAAAAACAGCUUGUUGAAAGGGAACUUCCCUGGAGAAAGCCUUUCCUCUCACUCUGAUUUGAUUCCAGGUGUUUAUGAAGGAGGCUUAAAAAUCUGGGAAUGUACUUUUGAUCUUCUGGCUCAUUUCACAAAGGCCAAAGUGAACUUUGCUGGGAAGAAAGUGUUGGAUCUUGGCUGUGGAUCAGGGUUGCUGGGUAUAUUUGCAUUCAAAGUAGGGGCCAGAGAAGUUCAUUUUCAAGAUUAUAACAGUUUGGUGAUGGAUGAAGUGACCUUACCUAAUUUCCUGGGUAACUCGACGUUGGAAGAUGAAGAAAACGAUGUAAAGGAACAGGUUGUGAAAAGAUGCAGAAAAUCAAGAGUAGCACAGGAAUUAGCCAAAUGUCGUUUUUUUUCUGGAGAAUGGUCUGAGUUUUGCAAGCUUGUACUAAGCAGUGAAGAACUCUUUGUAAAAUAUGACUUCAUUCUCACCUCUGAAACUAUUUACAACCCAGAUUAUUAUAGUGCUUUGCACCAGACAUUCCUCCAACUGUUGGGGAAACAUGGAAGGGUGCUUUUGGCCAGCAAAGCACAUUAUUUCGGUGUUGGUGGAGGUGUUCAUCUUUUUCAGAAGUUUGUAGAAGAAAGGGAUGUAUUUGAGACUAGAAUCCUUGAAGUAAUUGAUGAAGGACUAAAGAGGUACCUAAUUGAAAUGACAUUUAAGUAUCCAAGUUAAUAUUUGCCAAGAGACCUAAGUGAAAUAAAGCCAGUGACCCAAAACUUA
This is a messenger RNA of Dipodomys spectabilis (banner-tailed kangaroo rat), 1470 nucleotides long. It is a transcript of the gene Mettl18, whose product is annotated as methyltransferase like 18. Gene Ontology annotation, biological process: peptidyl-histidine methylation, to form tele-methylhistidine. Gene Ontology annotation, molecular function: protein-L-histidine N-tele-methyltransferase activity. Bases 328 to 1422 code for a protein of 364 amino acids. The transcript has 2 exons. The record is from RefSeq and is a predicted model, not a curated record. NCBI's taxonomy places the organism in Eukaryota, Metazoa, Chordata, Mammalia, Rodentia, Heteromyidae.